Messenger RNA from Oikopleura dioica, 1221 nucleotides. The record is from the annotation of a GenBank genome assembly. Lineage: Eukaryota; Metazoa; Chordata; Appendicularia; Copelata; Oikopleuridae.
AUGGACCGAAUCGGCGACAUUUUCGACGAAAUGUCGGUCGCGGAGACGCAAACGGGCGUGACCGGCCAGACGACGGAAGAAGUGAUUCCCAACUCGAUGGAUCCGACGGAACACCAAGUCGUCACGGCAGAAACGACGCCGCGAGAAAGUGUCAUUUCCAUGGCGCUGCGCAUUUCGCCCGACGCGAUGGUGCUCAUGAACUAUCCAAGAAGGGACGAGAAGUUUUACGAAAGACUCAAUUCCUUCAGCAACGGCUUUCCUCAAUCUUGUCCCAUUUCACCCGAUCAGCUCGCCCUGGCUGGUUUCCGCUUCUACUCGCCCGAAAUCGCCAGCAACGACGAAGAAGUCUCCGACACAGUCCGCUGCGACUACUGCAAAGGCAGAUUGCAGCGCUGGGAAGCGUCCGACAUUCCCCUCGACGAGCAUCACCGACACUACCCGCGCUGCCCCUUUCUCAUUCCCUUGCUGCAGGAGUCGCAUAAUCCAGAUUGGCACGCGUACGAAACCAGACUCGCAAGUUUUGAAGAAGCGAAUUGGAAUGAAACGCAUUCGACGCCCACUGCCGAAGAGCUUGCGAGCGCGGGGUUCCACUUUGUCGGCGGGCGAGAAAUGCGAACCCAUCAACUGCCAGGAGCGAAUCAAGAAAAUCCAGUUUACAGAAACGACGCGACAAAGUGUUUUCACUGCAGCACGACGCUACAUUCCUGGGAAGCCGACGACGACGUCUGGAUUGAACAUGCCAAGUGGUCUAAUAAUUGCGGCUUCCUGAUCGCCUCAAAAGGCCUGGAAUUCGUGCACUUGCACAACCCACCAGUCACGCGCCCAGCAACGGCUGACAUCUGGCGCGAAGAGCAGUUCAGAACCGGGCGAGAAAUGCGAAUAAGUGAUCAGUUUUUGCCCGUUCGAUUCCACCAAAUGGUGCCGUCUCCGCGCCAGUUUCGCCAGAGCGAAGAAACUAUUCAAGCAGAAAUCAUCACCGCAAAUUUGGAGCGGCCUUCGGAUCCUCUUCCGCCCGCGACUCCGGCAAACUACACGACUGGAUAUCAACAGCUCCUGCAGAUUCUCGAGUGCAAAGUUUGCAUGAACGCCCGUUCCUCCGUGAUGUUCCUGCCUUGCCACCACAUAUCGUGCUGUCCGGAGUGUGCUAAGAAGCUGCCCGAAGAUAGAUGCCCCGUUUGUCGAGCAGAAGUCAAGUAUCGUCUCGACGCGUUCAUCUCCUAA